Electrophorus electricus (electric eel) is the source of this 1090-nucleotide messenger RNA. RefSeq names its product ATPase H+ transporting V1 subunit D (gene atp6v1d). The record is from RefSeq and is a predicted model, not a curated record. Gene Ontology annotation, molecular function: proton-transporting ATPase activity, rotational mechanism. Lineage: Eukaryota; Metazoa; Chordata; Actinopteri; Gymnotiformes; Gymnotidae.
UUCUGUGCUGUGCUUUUGACUAUGAGGGUCAGGGCAACAGUAAAACUGACAUCAGGAUUUCUCAACUAAACGGCAUUCGGGAAAAAAAAAGAAAAAAGAAAAAAGAAACCCGUCGGUUUCAACGUACAAACGCAGCUAUAAAACUAUUUUCAGACAGUAGUGUUUUCUUGUUCCUUAAAAAGACAGGAUGUCAAGCAAAGACCGGAUCGACAUUUUCCCUUCGAGAAUGGCUCAGACCAUUAUGAAGGCUCGGUUGAAAGGUGCUCAGACUGGCCGUAAUCUGCUGAAGAAAAAAGCUGAUGCCCUUUCCAUGCGCUUCCGGCAGAUUCUUAGAAAAAUCAUUGAGACCAAGACACUGAUGGGAGAAGUGAUGAGGGAAGCAGCCUUUUCUUUAGCUGAAGCCAAAUUCGCUGCAGGUGACUUUAGUGCCACCGUUAUCCAAAACGUGAACAAAGCCCAGGUCAAGGUCAGGGCAAAGAAGGACAACGUAGCAGGUGUGACACUGCCUGUGUUUGAGCACUACCAGGAAGGAGGGGACAGUUAUGAACUGACUGGUCUAGCCAGGGGUGGGGAACAGCUGUCCAGGCUGAAGAGGAACUAUGCCAAAGCUGUGGAACUACUUGUAGAAUUAGCUUCCCUUCAGACGUCCUUCGUCACCCUGGAUGAGGCCAUCAAGAUCACCAACCGGCGUGUGAAUGCCAUCGAGCAUGUGAUCAUCCCAAGGAUCGAGCGCACGCUCACUUACAUCAUCACGGAGCUGGAUGAGAGAGAGCGAGAGGAGUUCUACAGGCUGAAGAAGAUACAGGAGAAGAAGAAACAGCUUCGGGAGCGGACAGAGAAGGAAAUUGCCCAGCGCCUGGCUCAGCUGGGCCCCAUGGCUGAGCCGGCCAACAUGCUCACCGAGGAGGCCGAUGAAGACCUGCUGUUUGAAUGAGGAUGCCUGCUACCUGGUCCAGGGGCUCGUCCUGGGCGGUUUCCACACCCUAUUUAUUCAUGCCUCUGAGACCAUGUUCACCAUAUUUUGUGAAAGGGGGGGAAAAAAAAUCAUUGUUUUGUGUACAUGUUGGUGCUUAUUUUGUUUUGCUUGGGA